CACAAAGCGCGUGACAGGGACGCGCGUUCCCAUCGCUGCACGACCACGCGCAAAAGGGCGCGCCCGAGUGUUGUAUCAAGAGCGCGAGAGCAAAGGACUGCAUCACAGCUCAUUCAAUUCCCAUCCAGACGCCGACUAGCGAAGAGACACAGCCAUGGCCUCCGGAGUUACAGUGGAUGAGAAUGUGCUGACGAUCUUCAACGAAAUGAAGGUCCGCAAGGCUAAUGUCAACGAGGAAGAGAAGAGCAAGAGAAAGAAGGCUGUUCUGUUCUGCCUGAGUGAUGACAAGAAGCGUAUCAUCAUAGAGGAGGGCAAUGAGAUCCUGCAGGGAGAUGAAGGAGAUCCCUACCUUAAGUUUGUCAAGAUUCUUCCUCCUAACGACUGUCGCUAUGUUCUCUAUGAUGCCACGUAUGAGACUAAAGAGACUAAGAAAGAGGACCUGGUUUUCAUUUUCUGGGCCCCAGAAAGUGCCCCACUCAAAAGCAAGAUGAUCUAUGCCAGCUCCAAGGAUGCCAUCAAGAAGAAGUUCACAGGUAUCAAGCAUGAGUGGCAAGUGAACGGUUUAGAGGAUAUCAAGGACCGAAAGACCCUUGCUGAGAAGCUCGGGGGAGCGUCAGUGGUGACUCUCGAGGGCAAGCCUCUGUGCGAUUGAGGCUGACGCAUUUCAGGGGUUAGCUGUUCUUUCCGACAUGGUGGGGGGGCAGAUGGGCUGUUUGUGGACCACGGGGUGGGUUAAUGUGGGUGGGGCAAAAGUGACAGUUUCCAAACACACAUGACGAAAGAUGUAGGCUGUCAUUCCAAUUCACACAAUGAACAAAAACAAAAGAGAAAAAAAAAAAAUCUUAAAAAAAAAAAAAAAAACAAGGAUGAUGAUUAUAAAAACAAAGUAAUAUAACUGUAAAUGUGUACUGGCAGGUUUUCGUUCUUUCUGGGUUCCAUUAGAUUGUUGAAAGGAAAGAGUGAGACAGCAGCCAUUACAAAUCAGCUGUACAACAUACUGUUAGUUCUUAAGAUUAAAGUUUUUUUGUUUUUGUUUUUUAUGCCGCCAAAUGUCUACUUGAGUUUUUCUAAGUGUGUGUGUGUUGUUGAAUUUACUCCAAAAUCUCACAACGUUAUCGGACCAUUCUGAGAACACAAUUUACUCUCCCCUUCCCUGUUUUGUUUUGUUUUAUUUUGAGCUCACAGGUUGUUUUAAUGAUUCAGUAAUUCCAUAUGAUUUAAAUAUUCCUAAAUGUAAUUCAAAACUAUGGCGCUGGUGUCAAGAAAUUGUACACAUUCCUUCUACCUGUAAAGUCUGGGACGUAGUGGGUGAGCGGCCUGUUGAUGGACAUGUAUUGAGAUGGAGCGAUAUAUUUGGGCAGCCUGUGUACAAAGCUUUGAUGGAUAUUGGUCAGUGGAUGUUUUGUAUCGUCUCCUUAUCUCUAAUAAAAAAAAAGCACUAAACAA
This is a messenger RNA of Cyprinus carpio (common carp), 1446 nucleotides long. Its product is annotated as cofilin-2-like. NCBI's taxonomy places the organism in Eukaryota, Metazoa, Chordata, Actinopteri, Cypriniformes, Cyprinidae. Gene Ontology annotation, molecular function: actin filament binding. The record is from RefSeq and is a predicted model, not a curated record. Gene Ontology annotation, biological process: actin filament fragmentation; cell motility; actin filament severing. Gene Ontology annotation, cellular component: actin cortical patch; actin cytoskeleton; cytoplasm.